This is a messenger RNA of Galleria mellonella (greater wax moth), 7259 nucleotides long. It is a transcript of the gene Hdc, whose product is annotated as histidine decarboxylase. Lineage: Eukaryota; Metazoa; Arthropoda; Insecta; Lepidoptera; Pyralidae. The record is from RefSeq and is a predicted model, not a curated record. Gene Ontology annotation, molecular function: pyridoxal phosphate binding; histidine decarboxylase activity. The coding region runs from base 152 to 2872 and encodes 906 amino acids. The transcript has 19 exons. Gene Ontology annotation, biological process: histamine biosynthetic process; L-histidine catabolic process.
CUUAAGUUACAAGCAACAGUGACUCCGCCACGUCCUGUACUGUUCAUAUUCUGUUUUGUUUUUGUCAUAAAAAAAAAACAGUUGUUCAGUGGCUGCCAGUGUUUUAUUUUUCGAUAAAUCUUAGAACGCAGCGGGAGUUUUGUCGAAGAAGAUGGAACACGCGGAGUUCAGGGUAAAAGCUAAAGAAAUGGUGGACUACAUAGCCGACUAUCUGGAGAACAUUCGAGAGCGUCGCGUCUACCCUGGCGUCCAGCCGGGCUACCUCCAUAAGCUGUUACCGACUGAGGCUCCGCAGCAGCCUGAGAAGUGGGAUGACAUCUUUAAAGAUGUCGAAGAGCAUAUAAUGCCGGGGUUGGUCCACUGGCAGAGCCCCCAUAUGCACGCUUACUUCCCAGCCCUGACUUCAUACCCGUCUAUCAUGGGAGACAUGCUUUCCAGCGCCCUCAAUGUACUCUGCUUCACUUGGGCGUCGUCGCCAGCUGGUACAGAAUUAGAGACCAUUGCCAUGAACUGGCUCGGCAAGCUACUGGGCCUUCCUGACUGCUUCCUCAACGAGAAGAACGAUAGUCCGGGCGGUGGAGUCAUUCAGACGACAGCGAGUGAAGCAACGCUUGUUAGUUUGCUAGCAGCUCGCACCAGGGCACUCAUGGAGCUUGCCAAGUUGAACCCUGAGCUCCAGUCAUCGGAACUGCUCGGCCACCUGAUCUGCUACUGUUCUGAUCAGGCCCACUCCUCAGUUGAGAAGGCGGGAUUGAUUGGUCUGGUCAGGAUGAGAUACAUCGAAUCUGACGAGAACCAGAGCAUGCGCGGGGCUCAACUGGAGGAAGCCAUCAUCAGCGACAAGGCUAAAGGCCUGGUGCCGUUUUGGGUGUGUGCAACAUUGGGAACCACGGGGUCGGUUGCCUUCGACAACCUGCGGGAGGUGGGUCAAGUGUGUGAGAAGCACUCCGCUUGGUUGCACGUGGACGCGGCAUACGCUGGCAGCGCCUUCAUAUGUCCUGAGUACAGGCACUGGCUGGAUGGAGUAGAAUUGGCAGACUCGUUCGCGUUCAACCCUUCCAAGUGGUUGAUGGUGAACUUUGACUGUACCGCCAUGUGGGUCAAAGAUAGUACAGCACUUCAUAGAACAUUUAAUGUGAACCCCAUUUAUUUGAGGCACGAGAAUUCAGGCAAAGCUAUCGACUAUAUGUUGGGUACGCAAAAAGCAAAUACUCGAAGAAAAUUUCGCACCAAAGAUGAUGGGGAAAAUUUUGAUAAAUCACCAAAUACAAAAAGUGAUGCAUCAAUUGUUAAUGAAGUUGAUAAUGACAAGCAUGCUAUUAUGAAUGGUGAUCUCAAAAAAGCUGAUGAUGUUGAAGUUACUGAUAGAAAUAAGGAUGUGUCUGAUGAUAAAACUGACGAUACAAAUGACCUGUAUAAUAAUGAAAGAAACCUUCAUGGAUACAACAAGAUAUCGCAUGGAUGUGGAAAAACUAUACAACUGGAGAAUCCUGAUAAAAAGGAGAUGCUUCAUUGGCAAAUACCAUUGAGUCGACGUUUUAGAGCUUUGAAGCUAUGGUUCGUAUUGAGGAAUUAUGGUGUCUCCGGGAUUCAGAAGCAUAUCCGAGAAAGUGUCCGUUUAGCUCAAAAAUUUGAAGCCCUAGUUUUAGCUGAUCAGAGAUUUGAAAUUCCACAACCAAGGAAUUUAGGUAUGGUUGCGUUCAGAUUGAAGGGGGAUAAUGCACUCACCGAGCGCUUAUUAAAGCGGUUGAAUGCUCGUGGCUUCAUACACGCAGUACCAGCUUGCUUCAAGGGCAUUUAUGUGAUCAGAUUCACAGUGACCUCUCAGCGGACUACCAAUCAGGACAUCUUGGACGAUUGGAAUGAAAUUAAGACGGUGGCAAAGGAAAUACUUAUAGACGUAUUUGGUUCGGAGAAUGGUAAUAUCAUUGUACCAAAGAAACCAAGAAUUUCCUUGAAAGAAACUCGAGAACUUAAUGCAACGUUUGGAACCAGCCUACUUCUCGCCAAUAGUCCAAUGAGUCCAAAAAUCGUAAAUGGCACUCAUGCAGCUAUUUGCGAUUAUGAACAAGUUUUGACAUCUUGCGCGCAAACCUUCGCCCAAUUGAAGAUGGAGCCAAAGGAUAGUCCUGAGAUGCGCCGGCGCAUCCGUGGCAUCAAAAUGUGCGGUAAGAAGUUCUCGCUUGACUCCUGCAUGGAUAUGGUGCAGGGUCUGAUGAUGGAGCAGCCGUUGCCGCUUUGCUCUGAAGACGUGGAGGAUAUAUCAAAUGGAUCGAGCCCUGGCGAGAGAUCAUCCCUAUCAUUAUCACCGGUGACAUCUAGCGGCACUAUCAAACAGGACUCCAACUCUGAUUCAAACCAGUUACAAGUACCACCAACACCAUCAAGACAAUACCGGUCCAAAUCUGUUGACGUAUCUCUUACAGGAUUAAAGCUUGACGAUGCAAAAAUAACAAUAGAUAUGAAAAAUAGUGAGAUUAUUAUAACACCAACUGGUUCAAAGAAUAUACACGAAUCUGUCGAUAAUCAGAAGGCUGUAUUGUGUGAUAUUGAAGAAAAACUCAAUAUUGGUGACAAAAUUACACAAGCGUUUGAAAAUUUCCAAGACGGCCUGCAAAUGUUAAGCGAAUAUCGACAGAAUAAUAUAGAGGAUAAGGAUGAUAAUAAAUCGGAUGAUUGUAAUGCAAAAUUAACUAUUAGAGGACCGGGGAGCUACAUUAAGAAGUUGAUCCAACAAUUCAGUGAAGGCCCUUUCGAAACUGAGGACCCCAAGCCUGAAUCUGAAAGAGGUAUUUCAACUCAAUCGAUUAGAGACAGAGCCGAUGCGAUUUGUAAAAAAUGUUUGCACUAUAAGGGGAAGAUAUCUAAGUAAAUAAAAUAUUGAUUUAAUUUUAUUAAGAAAAGUAGACACUGGCUGGAAUAUUUGAAAUUAAUUAGCGACUUACUCGUUACUUCAGUAAAAAAUGUUACAAAUAUUUUCGUUACCUACAGCAACAUGCAUAAUUACAAAUUCUUCUUUAUUUAAAUAAUCAAUUGUUACAUUUUAUGGAUUUUCAAAAGAAGAAAGUUCUGAUCUUCUGGGUUUUGUUUUGCGACUAUAUUUGCAAUUUUGAACUGUUUUGACAACAAUUCUUAUUUUAAUCAAUAGAAUUUACCUACAUAUUGGUCUCAAAUUAAUUUUGUGACUAUUAAAUCUGCCGUUAUUCUUUACAGAGCAAGAAAAUGCUUGGUCUGUAAAUCUACUUUUAAAAAUUUAUAUAUAAACACGCAAUAUUGACAAUGUAGGUUUUAUUUUUGUCAAUUUUUUUUUUAAUAUUUUAAAUUUUAAAUUUGGAACAAAAACACUGAUUACAAUAUUAUUGAAUUUAUUGAUGACUUAUUAUUGAAGGGUAUCCACGGAAUGUCUUUUCGUUUAUCGAUUUGUUUACGAUUGAAGAUUCUUUUGAUUAUUUUAAAAAAAUAUUGAAAGAGCUGUAUUUAUUUAUUUAUUUAUGCUUUAUUGUACACAUAAAUUACGUUGUUAUAAUGUUUACAUAGAAAAUGCUGUAGUUUAUUUAAUAUUGCGCACGAUUUCUAAGAAAAGUUAAAAGUAAAUAUGAGAUUUCGAGUUAAGAACCAAGUGCAUGCGGAAAGUUGUUUUAACUAGAGAAUAUUUAUAUUUUGUACAAUUUCACAUAUUAUUAUCGCUGGGUUUCGACUUAGUAUCACAGUUAUCAUGUCAAUGGUUUAUUAUUUAUCACAAUCAAAUAACAUCACGUUUCCAUAAAGAUGUUAUAUUAUUUAAUUUUAUAAUUUAAUUUUAAUUUUAAAUAAAUCGGUGCAUAAUUACAUAUCUUUUAUAGUCUAUUGGUGCAAUUUACUUGGUAUCAGAGGAAUACGUUUUUAGUUUAAUCUUUAAGAUAAAAAAUUAUACAAAUAGUAUAAUUUUUUGACUUAAUUUUUAUACUAGGCGUAGUCAAGAUCAGUUUUUCUAUUAUACUUCCUUCCCAAUCUUGCACACAUAUCAAUCAUAGAUAAAGUAUUGCUAAGGCAUUUAAUAUUAAAUAAAUUAAUUAUAAUAUUCUUUAAAUACAUUUAAUUUAAAUUUUAAUUAUUAAAUUCUAUUUAAUUUACUUUACUUGCCCCUAUAUAAAAUUAUUUAUAUUAAAUUGAAAUUAUUUAAUAAUUUUAAUUGAGUUAUGUUAAUUUAAUUCUCAUAUAGUACCUAUUUUUUAUUUUAAAAGCAUUCUAAAAUCUUUACACUACAUUGAGAAAUGCACAAUUGGGCAUUUUAAAAUAUUUUCCAUACAUAUUUAGACAAAGGUACUAUUAAAAAUUAUAUAUUCCUAGCACAAUGUAGGGAAGAGAAUAAUUACUCAAUCAAACCGGUAGUUAGUUUAUGACACGCUAGAUGGCGCAUACGUCAGACUUAAUUCAGUUUAAAGGGAGAUUGAAAAAUUACGACAGAUAGUUCAUGUUGUAAUUGGAAUUGUACUCAGCUCAGAUAGCUGAGAUAUACUAUAUGUAGCUGAGUUUGAGUCAUUUAAAAAGUAAAACUGGUGAUAAUGAUAAUGGAAUGAUUAACUUAAAUGAAUUGCAGAGAGUCAGUGGAUGCAGGUAGCUCAGGACCGUUAAUCAUGGCAGUCUAUGGGGAAGGCCCAUGUUCAGCAAUGAACAAGAAUGGCUGAGAUGUCGAUAACAAUGAUUUGGUAACCCCGCUUGCGCUAUUGGUUGAUUAGCGGAGCAUCAGUGAGGGAUGAUAUAAGAUGAUGAAAAUAAAUCUGUUGUCCCAUCUUGGUGUAUUCGUUAAGAAUUAAGCACGGUGGUUUCCAUAGGAAACUACGUGGAGGUCGACUUGAAUGAAUAUAUUGACUAACGACCCCAUUGCUAGCAAAGCAAUAAGGCCUUUAGUCUAAAUUACUAACAAUCCCUUCUCCCCCUGUAUCUAGUAGUAAUUAACUAUGCUAUUAAACAGUGUUAUUAAAAUAAAAAAACUAAAUAAUAUAUAAGACCUCGGUGGCUAUUUAAGUAAUUCAGGUUAUUAAACAUUUUAUUAUUAUUAUUUGUCUAUCAUAAUAUGUGAUGUGUGUAAAUUAUAUAAAUUAUAAAAAUUAUAUCGACUUUCUAUCUAUAAAUAUAAAUACCUACUAUAGGAACACUAUUCAAAUUUCUCGCGAUCAGAAUCGCAGGUUACAGCUAGUCUAGUUUAUUCUAAAUACAACAUCUCAUUUGAUAAAUAACGAAAUUUAAUAAUCCUUACUUUAAUUAAUAUGAAAUAUUAAAUUUUAAUAAAUUCUGUUACAGUUUAAUAAUUUAAAAUGUUACAAAAAACAUUUAAGUUUACUUAAUUUUAUAUAUAUAAUUUAAAUUUAAACUGAGUAAACUUCUAAAUUACUGGUAUUAAAGUAUUACCGAAAUGUGUAUUUAGCAAUAAUGUUAUAUUGUAUAGACGAUGUUUAAUAGUGUGGUGUAUAAUAGAAAUAAAUAUAUAAAUAAAUUAAUCGUUAAAAAUAUAUUUUUUCAUCUAAAAUUUGCUUUAGAUAUACAGUUUUUGUGAUUUCCAAUUAGAGUUUUGUCUUUUAUAUUCUUUACGUUAUACCAAAUUUUUCUUGCUACUUCAUACGUAUAAUUUUCAAAAAUUUUUGAUUACUAGAUUUUAAAUUAGACCAUCAGGAAUACAACUGUGAAAAUACAUAUAAUUCGAUGUAGUGGUUUUUGUAUGAUGCCGUAUAUAAACAUACAUACAGACAGACACGUAAAAUUUCUGAAAUUUAUUGUUUUGGCAUUUAUUGGUCUCGUUAAGUCGUUACAGUUUUAUUACAUUAGUAAGAUUAUGUACAUUUUUUGAUGAUUCUUGGUGAUUAGUACAGAUCAUCAGGAAUUAUCAUUUGAAUCUUUACUUAAAUGACGUACAUUUAUCUUAAAAUUUUGUUUAAAAACUGUUUUAAUUUUAGUUCUUUAUUAUUUUUAUAUACACGCUUUUUUGUACAUUAAGAAUUUAAUAAUUAAUGUUUCUUAAUAAAUGAAAUGUAAUCACUAGUUUAAAUAGUUUUAAGAAUGAUAUAAAAAAAAUGUAAUUGAUGUUGAUAAUGGCUAAAAAUGUUUAUAAUAUGGCUUAAAAUGUUCACUAAAUUAUAAUAAUGAUAUUGACUGUAUAAUAAUCUACAUAUUUUAUGAAAAUAUAAUGAACAAACUUCUUAUAUGUAACUUAUAUACAUUAUAUUUAUUCAUAAAUUAAUGCACAAUGUCGUAUUUAGUUACUAUAUUUAAUAUUGUAAAUGAUAUACUUAAUUUAAAGCCAUUUAUUUAUUCUAUUUUAUUUAUUGAUUUAUUGAUAGUAAUUUGAUUAAAUAAAGACAGUUAAAAAUCAAUGAUUAUAUCAUAUAUCAUAUUUUUAUAUUUUUCUUUUCCCCUUAAAAAAUUACAAGGCACUGUUCUUGUACUUGAUUUAGCUAUUCUUAACUGAUGCAUUUAAUUUUUAUUUGUGUAGGUAUAUUUAUUAAAAAAAAACAUUUCAUUUUCUUAGAAUAUUUAUUAUAAUUUUUGUAUUAUUUAUCUGUUUGUAUUAUUGUUAAUAAUUUUAAAUUUUUAAAUAUGAAUUUAUUUAUGUACAGAAUGAGUGUAUACAAAAUAUUUAUUUAUUUAACUCUUUUAUAAGUAUCACAAUGUUAUACGCAUGACAUAAUUUUAUAUUUAUAUAAACUCUAUUUCAUUCUGUAAUAUAAUUGUUUAAUGUUACAAAUAGUUUAGUUUCUGUAUCAUUAUAAAGAACAUUAAUAUAUAAAUAAAGAAAUAUUAGUUUGUUAAGUGAGUAACCGGUGUACCUAUGUAUGUAUAUGUAUAUGAAGAUAUGUAGUAUUCAUUUUAUAUUAGUUUACAUUUAUGUAUAUUUAAGUAAAUGUUAUAUUAUAUAUACUGCUGUGCUAAAUCAAUAACACAUUAUAUUAUGUAUAUAUCUAUAAACUUAAUAUAUUUUUACUUAUAAAUUCAUAUAAAAUAAAAUAUAUGUAUUUAAAUGUUUAAAUAAAUGUAGUAAAUAUUAGGCUAGUAAUGUUCAUACGUGUGUGAUAAUAAUUAUUAAAAAAAAAGUAAUUAAUUAAUAUAUAAAUAUAAUUAAUCUUUAAAAUUUAUGUUCAUUUUUUAUCCAAUAUCUACAUAUAUAUGUAAACGACAAAACCAUAGUUCAUUAAUAUUUAUUUACAUAUGUAUAUAGAUAUAAUUAAUCUAUUAAUAAUAUAAAUUUUGAUUACUUUGCAAUAUAUUAUGUUUUUGUUAAAUUU